This is a messenger RNA of Aspergillus tanneri, 1533 nucleotides long. RefSeq names its product MFS transporter. The record is from RefSeq and is a predicted model, not a curated record. Bases 1 to 1533 code for a protein of 510 amino acids. NCBI's taxonomy places the organism in Eukaryota, Fungi, Ascomycota, Eurotiomycetes, Eurotiales, Aspergillaceae. The transcript is spliced from 4 exons. Gene Ontology annotation, biological process: transmembrane transport. Gene Ontology annotation, molecular function: transmembrane transporter activity.
AUGGAAUCUCCGGAGUCGUCUGCCUCUGCUUCUGACUACUCCCAAACUCGUGCCGAGGAUGGGUCGAAUCUGCCAGAAGACUUGGAAAAACACACGCCUUCGCUGCCUGAACAUCAGCAGGGCCGGGAAAAAGACAUUGUCGUGUGGGAGCCAAGCGACCACGAAAACCCGCAUACGUGGAGUCUGAAGUACAAGUGGUUUGUGACAGUUGUGUUGAAUACCCUGCCGUUGUUUGUCAAUGUGGGAUCCAGCAUUCUCAGCGGUUCCGGGGAAGAGUUCAUGAAGGAGUACCAUGUCUCCGCCGAGGUGACCGUGCUGGUGACCAGUAUGUUCCUCUUGGGGUUCACCUUCGGUCCUCUCUUGUUUGGCCCUCUUUCGGAGCGGAUUGGUCGCAAAUUCCCCAUCAUUCUGGGCGUCACCCUGUUCUCCACGUUUUGCCUGCCUAUCGCCCUUGCGCAAAACUUUUAUACAAUUCUGAUCUCGCGCUUCUUUAGCGGACUGUUCGGUUCGGCUGCCAUGGCUGUGACUGGAGGUGCGGUGGCCGACAUCUGGCCGGAUCCCAUUACUCGGGGAGUUGGAAUGGACAUCUUCAUCGUGACGGGGUUUUUUGGACCUAUUCUGGGCCCUAUCGUGGGGAACUUUAUUACGCAGAGCUAUCUGGGAUGGCGCUGGGUGAUGUGGAUCACCUCUAUCGUUGCGUACAGCUUUACGAUCUUUGCAUUCUUUGCCAUCCCGGAAACGUAUGCUCCGGUUCUGUUGACGCGGAAAGCGGCUCGUCUGCGCCUGAGGACCAAGAAUUGGUCAUUACAUACUAAGCUGGAGGAACGAGAUACCGAUCUGAAGACUUUUGCGAAAGCGUACUUGGUUCGGCCGUGGUUACUAUUGGCAACGGAACCGAUUUACCUGGUGGUAACCAUUUACAUGGCCUUUGUCUAUGGUCUUCUUUUCCUCUUCUUUAACGGAUUUCCGAUCGCCUUCCACGAAGUUCGUGGGUGGGAACCGGAAAUCGCAGCUCUCCCCUUCCUGGGUCUGGCGAUUGGCGUCGUGAUCGCCGUGUGCUGCAUCAUAUACUACACCCUGACCGUCUACAAGCGUCAGGUGGAGUCCAAUCCGGGGGUGAUUGUGCCGGAGCGUCGUCUACCUCCGAUGAUGGUGGGCGCAGCACUCCUCCCUCUAGGCAUGUUCUGGGCGGCGUGGACUAGCCACGCUUCAACGCCAUGGCCUGCCCAAGUGACCGCGUAUAUUGUGGUGGGAGCCGCGCUCUUCAUAAUUUUCGUACAGGGCUUCAAGUAUCUGGUGGACGUGUAUCUGAAUGUCGCCAACAGUGCCAUCUCCGGGAACACCUUUGCCCGAAGCUUCUUCGGAGCGGGAUUUCCUUUGUUUUCGACAGCCCUGUAUCACCAUCUGGGGGUGCCGUGGGCGACGAGUCUGUUGGGAUUUAUCGCGCUGGCUCUCGCCCCAGUCCCAAUCCUAUUCUUUAUCUACGGCAAGAAAAUACGGUCAUUUUCAAAGAAUGCGCUGGCCGAUGCGUGA